GGGACACACAUGCUUCUCUCUCAGUCCUCUGUAGUGUAUUUCUGGACUUCAAGACAAGAGAACUGAUUUUCGAUUAACAAUAUGGGAACGUUUGAAGAGGUCGAAGAUGGCAAUAAUUGUGCAGUGUGCAAGAAACCCGCCGAAUCCAAAUGUAAAGGAUGCAAGGAAGUGAAUUAUUGCACUCGGAAUUGUCAGAAGACCCAUUGGAAGCGUCAUAAGAACGAGUGUAAACUUCUACCUUACAAGGUAGAGAAAUCAGCCGAACUUGGACGCUUUCUUGUUGCAACUCGGGAUAUUAAAAAGGGCGAUGCCAUUUUCAAAGAAGCUCCGUUGGUUUUGGGUCCAGUGGCCCAAACUUUACCGGUUUGUUUGGCCUGUUAUGAGCUCGUUGAUGGAACUUAUAAAUGCAAAAAGAGUGGAUGGCCACUUUGUGGGCCUCAAUGUGAGGCCAAAGUAGCUCAUAACCCGGAGGUGGUUAUCCCAAGCCAAACUGAGGGUCUCUUCGAAAUUGAGUCCUAUGAGGAACCGUGCUAUCUGUACGAAUGUGUCACUCCAUUGAGGGCUCUUUUGUUACAGAAGACAGCCCCCAAGAGGUUCAAAAAGAUUAUGAGUUUGGAGUCCCAUUUGGAGAGCCGAAAAGGAACGGAAGCCUGGCAAACAUGCCAAGAUCGCGUGAUUGACGUGAUGAAGAAAACCUUAGGUGUUAUGGUUUUUGAGGUUCUUUAUCCACAAUUGGACUUUAAAGAUGAGAGGAUACAGGAACUUGUGGGAAUCUUCGAGACCAAUUCCAUCGAGAUCCGAUUAGGCCAAACGGAGGUUCACGGCCUCUACGAAAUGGGUUCAAUGAUGGAGCACAGUUGUGUUCCCAACAUCAACAUGAGCUUUGAUGAGAAAUUCCACCUUACGGCUACUGCCGGAAGAGAUAUCGAGAAGGGCGAGCACUUGUCCAUUAUGUACACUCAUUGCCUUUGGGGUACUUGGGCCCGACGGGACCAUCUUAUCAACUACAAGAAGUUCUGGUGCUCUUGCAAAAGGUGCUCAGACCCCUCAGAACUUGGCACUGAGUUCUCAACAAUUUUACGGAACGGGAAAAAGCUGAGACCAAAGAACCCUUUGGAACCAAACACGUCUUGGGUUUCAACUGAUGGAACCAAUGAAGUCUCGAGCAUUGACGUCCAAAACGACAUGACCAGAAUUGCUGCCGAGCUCUCCAUUCUCCAAAUUAAGGGCACAGUUCCCGAGUUUCGAGAGUUUCUGGAGAAGUACUCCAAGGAAUUACAUCCUUGCCAUUACCACAUGGUGGCUGCCAAGCAUAACCUACUCCAAAUGCUUGGCCGGGUGGAAGGAUUUGUGAUCCAGGAUAUGCCCAUGAAAGACCUGAAGGAAAAGGAGCACUUGUGCCGAGAACUGGUCGAGUUGUGCAAGAAAUUGGAUCCGUCCGUUUGCCGCCUACAAAUCUAUUUGGGCGUUUCCUUGUAUGAGCUCCACUUUCCGCUCCUUCAAUACGGAAAGCGAGCGUGGGAAAGUGGGGAUAUGUCCACCGAAGAAUUUAGGAAGUCUCUCAUGGAGCCUCGUGAUCUACUUAUUGAAACAGCCUCCGUGUUAAGGGACGAGACAAACACCAAGCUACCGGAGGGACAGCUUCGAAUGCAAGUGCGUGAAACCCUGACCCAACUGGAGGGUUUCAUGAAAACAGUGGGCUGCGACUUCUGAGGAUAGAUGCUUUUGAUUGAAAAUGUUUGGAUGUCCAUUAAUGAUAUCGCAAGUCAUUUUGUUCCUUAGUUUCUCUUCAAUUCAGAUAGGCUCAAACCUGUUCUUCUCAGUUUUUACUUCAAUCUCGUGUCUCUGAAAUACAAUGCUUAUCGAUA
This is a messenger RNA of Tigriopus californicus, 1868 nucleotides long. Its product is annotated as SET domain-containing protein SmydA-8-like. The transcript has 12 exons. Lineage: Eukaryota; Metazoa; Arthropoda; Copepoda; Harpacticoida; Harpacticidae. The record is from RefSeq and is a predicted model, not a curated record. The coding region runs from base 82 to 1713 and encodes 543 amino acids. Gene Ontology annotation, molecular function: protein binding.